UUUCCACAAUACCUCGCGGCCGCGGCCGCCGCCACUGACGGCCUGUCGCAAACGCGGCGCCUCCUCCGGGCCUCCGCGGCGCCCCGCUCCGGCCAUGCCCCCCAAGAAGCCCCCGCCCGUGGCGGGCAACAAGAAGGCCGACCAGAAGAAGAAGGAGAAGAUCAUCGAGGACAAAACCUUUGGUUUAAAGAAUAAGAAAGGAGCAAAGCAGCAGAAGUUUAUCAAGGCUGUGACCCAUCAAGUGAAAUUUGGUCAGCAAAACCCACGACAGACUGCUCAAACAGAUGCUGACAAGAAAUUUAAAAAAGAUGACAAGAAGAAAGAAUUACAGGAGCUGAAUGAACUUUUCAAACCUGUAGUUGCUGCCCAGAAAAUCAGUAAAGGUGCCGAUCCCAAGUCAGUAGUCUGUGCUUUCUUCAAGCAAGGGCAGUGCACAAAAGGAGAUAAGUGCAAAUUUUCUCAUGACUUGUCUUUGGAGAGAAAGUGUGAAAAGAGAAGUGUGUACAUUGAUGCACGAGAUGAAGAGCUUGAAAAGGACACAAUGGAUAACUGGGAUGAGAAGAAGUUGGAAGAGGUGGUGAACAAGAAGCAUGGUGAGGCCGAAAAGAAAAAACCCAAAACACAAAUAGUCUGCAAGUAUUUCCUUGAUGCUAUCGAAAACAAUAAGUAUGGAUGGUUUUGGGUCUGUCCUGGUGGUGGAGACAACUGUAUGUACCGCCAUGCACUUCCUCCUGGCUUCAUACUCAAAAAAGACAAAAAGAAGGAAGAAAAAGAAGAAGAAAUUUCUUUAGAAGAUCUAAUAGAAAAAGAGCGUGCUGCUUUAGGACCAAAUGUUACUAAAAUUACGUUAGAGUCUUUCCUUGCGUGGAAGAAGAGGAAAAGACAGGAAAAGAUUGAUAAGGAUGAACAAGAUAUGGAAAGAAGGAAAGCUGACUUUAAGGCUGGCAAAGCAUUGGUGAUCAGCGGGCGAGAAGUAUUUGAGUUCCGGCCUGAGCUGGUGGAUGCGGACGACGAAGAGGCAGAUGAUACUCAUUAUAUUCAGGGCACUGGCGAAGAUGAGGUCAGUGAGCUUGUGAACAUAAACGAUGUGGACUUGAACCUUUAUGUUCCAAAAGCAGUGGAUGAGACUGGAAUUACCGUAGCUAGUCUGGAACGAUUCAGCAUGUAUUCUUCAGUUGAAAAAGAUGAUAACAAGCUGAGCGAAGCAUCAGGAGGUGGUCUGGAGAACGGAGAACAAAGUGAUUUGGAAGACGACAGUGACAUUGAAGACACUCAGGAAAAUGGAAUCAUAGAUGCCGUUCCAGUUGAUGAAAACCUUUUUACUGGCGAGGACUUGGAGGAACUAGAAGAAGAACUAAACACACUUGACUUAGAAGAAUGAAUGAUCAAAUUCAAAUAUGAAUUUAAAUCUCCUUGACAAAAUGAAUACCGGCUCCAUCUUAUUUAUCUGCAGUUUCUUAAAUGCAGUGUUCUUGGUUCCUCAAGUGAUUAUGGAAAGAACAUUAAACAUCUUUUCCCCCCCACAACUUUUUUGUGAUUCAGUGUUAACUGCCGCUUCAUAAGCCACCCAGUCAAGACACUGAGAGGAUUCUAACAUACAAUCUCAUGAUAAUGAGAUUCCAAUUAAAAGCAGGGGUCUAACUAUUUUCCUAGGAUGUAUGAAGGGGGAAUAUUGCUGCCAGGAUGUAAGAAGAGGGAAUAUUGCUGCCAGGCAUACAAGAAUAUUGGAACACGAUCCUUCCGCAGAGCUGCUUUUUGAAUGAUUAUAUAACAGUUUGAACUAUGUGCUGUAAAUCAAGAUUGCAGAUCGAAAUGGCCAUGCUUUGGCAAGCUCUGAAGUUGCUUAGAUUGUUUACGACCAGACAGGUGACGGAGGUAAAGCUCCAUAACGGGACACGACUAUGGGGCCCUCCAUUUAAGUUUUACACUGAACCCGCAAAGGUGUAAAUAAAGACUCUUGAUUGAAAAAACAUGUUGGCUCUACAUUUAGUGUAUGACGCAUGUUUUGCAAGUAUGCAUUAGACCUUUAACUGUGGCAACACUGUAGGUAUGAGCUGCAGCUGACGCUGCAGUCUCUAGAUUCACACGGAGCAGCAAACAGCAUAUUGUCCUUCCUCUGCCUUCCAUUGUUUCCAAGUGUGUGGGAAACGUUACCCGUCCUUUACUUGCUUCUUUCUGGUUUCCCUACUCUUGCAUGCAUCCUUUGGUCGAUAGUGGAAAUUUGUAAGGAUUUGGAGAGAUUUCAGAACUGGUUAUACUCAAGUUCUGUUUCAAGUGAACCGUUAAAGGAGUGGAGUCCUACAUUUCAUACCUAGAACAAAAGCGAAGCAGUAGUUUGGAACUGCCGUUUUUACAGUGUGGUAUGAAGUGACAUCAGGUCCAGGUACUUUUAUCAUUAGCAAUCAGUGUAUCUCUCGUAAGCAGAGUAGAGAAGUGUUCCGGGCAGGACAGACAGCAAGAACCGAAAUGAGAGAAUUCUGAAAUGUGUUACAUUUCUGGUGGGUCGGAGCUUAGGAGCUGAGUCUCGUUUAAUUUCAAAAAUGAUUUUAUCUGAUCGUUUGGUAAGGACAAGUUGAUAUUGCAGUAUGGCUCAAGUAUUUGUAGCCGAAAGCACUAGAUUGAUUUGGCAAAUGUUCUUUGAAGGGAGAGAUUUGUUGUUAACCCUGGAAGGUAGAGUUGUCGUGAUUGGUCACCUGAGUUCUGAUAAUACGAGAAUUUAAUGUUAAAAUGACCCAUAAAAUACAACGUCCAGAGGUUGAGAAAUUCAAGUUAUGGACUAGUCUGCAAAAACAUUGCUGGCGUUCUGUCAUGGUGCGUCCCAAUUAAAAUACAAAAUCUAGGUCUCCCUAAACCUCUUUCUUCAGUUGCCCAUCUGUCUCUAAAUUAUUUUUCAUUGCUUUUCUUUGACCUUCACUUCCUUGUUGACACUUCUCAUCCUCUUGUUCUAUUGAAGCCCUUUUAGAUAAUCACUUGUUCCUUCACCUUGAUUUUAUACAAAGCAGAAUUGUGGAUUUUUUAUUCAUGCGAUUUUAUUUUUAAAAAGCGCUUGCAUUUUUUUUUUUAGUCCUGCUAUAUAUGCUUGUUACUUUUAAGGAAUAAUGAGUAGAUAGUUGGGUAUCUUGCUGUUUCUUUUUUCUUUCGCUGUUGUAAUUUUUAAAAUCUUUCCCUGGCUAAACAAACUCUAAAGAAGCACAAGUGGUUCCAUUCAUGUGUUUUUCCUGAAAGUGAUUUUGCCCACUGAAAUAUAGUAGAUUGACUUUU
Messenger RNA from Eublepharis macularius, 3261 nucleotides. It is a transcript of the gene ZC3H15, whose product is annotated as zinc finger CCCH-type containing 15. The coding region runs from base 95 to 1381 and encodes 428 amino acids. Gene Ontology annotation, cellular component: cytosol. Gene Ontology annotation, molecular function: mRNA binding; metal ion binding. The record is from RefSeq and is a predicted model, not a curated record. Lineage: Eukaryota; Metazoa; Chordata; Lepidosauria; Squamata; Eublepharidae. The transcript has 10 exons. Gene Ontology annotation, biological process: cytoplasmic translation.